AUCAUUGAUUACCUCGAUCUCGAGCGGCAAAGUACGUCUCCUUAGUGAAGCUCCAAGUUUCAGUUCGGAGUGUGAACAUAGGUGCCUCCUCCUAUACUCGUGUUUCGUUCGUUUCUUCAGAAAAACAAUGUGGAAACGAUGGCAACUUUAUUGCAUCCUGUUGCACCUGUGCGCGGAGGUGCAAUCGACCGAGAAAACCGCCCUUGACUCACCUUUUAAUAUAUUGUUAAUCCGCGCUUUUCGUGAUUGGACUUUCGACAUCUUCGGCAAAACAGGAACAGAAGGUGGAAGAAACCUCCAAAUAGCGAGAGAUGCACAAACAACGCAGCAAAUUGUUCCCGACCAUGUCCCAUUUCCUUGUAACGUAACCGCGGUGAAUAUUUCAGGCGGCAGGUCGCAAGAAGUACCGGAUUCGGUACAUAAAUUAAGGCCGGGCGAUAUCGAUGUCAUUGCCGCGAUGGGCGACUCGCUGACGGCUGGAGCUGGGAUUUUCGCGAACAACCUGUUUCAAAUAAUAGUAGAAAAUAGAGGAGUUACCGCGCUUGGCGGAGGUCAAGGCACAUGGAGACAAUAUGUGACUCUUCCAAACAUCUUAAAGGAAUUCAACCACAAUUUGAUAGGCUAUGCACUGGGGGAUUCGUUGACGACUCAUAAUGCAUCGCAAUUGAAUGUCGCUGAAAGCGGUGCUAUGUCCGAUGAUAUGCCUUAUAUGGCAGAAACGUUGGUCAAAAGAAUAAAAAACGACCCGAGAAUAGAUGUGGAGAAGCAUUGGAAGUUAAUCUCGUUGAUGAUCGGAGAUAACGACUUUUGCACCAAUAUAUGUUGGGAUUCUUCACCUUGGUCACUUCUCGAUAAACACAAAGCCGAUUUGCUUCAAGCUUUGACGACAUUGAGAGAUAACUUGCCACGAACUUUAGUGUCGCUGAUUCCGCCGCCACAUUUGAAAGUUUUAAUUGACAGUCGUAAGGGUAGACCAUCUUUUACAUGUGAUCUUGCGACGGAUUUCGAAUGUUCUUGCAUGUUUGGCCUUAGAUAUCAAAGUUUUCUACCAGAAUAUUAUAAGAUUAUGAGACGAUGGCAAGAGUUAGACAUGGAAAUCUCUAUUUAUCCUGAAUUCCAGAGGGACGACUUUGCAGUCGUAACUCAGGCUGUUACAUUAGGUUUAAUCAUGCCACUCGCUUCCGAUGGAUAUGCCGAUACGACAUAUUUCAGUAGAGAUUGUUUUCACCUCAGUCAGAAAGCUAAUGCUCGAUUUGCAAACGGGUUGUGGAAUAAUUUAUUCGAACCAGUUGGCAUUAAAACGACAUACUGGCAGGAUCUCUUUGAGAGGUUUCUUUGUCCGACUCCGGAAAGGCCUUAUUUGGCUACAUUGCAAAAUUCUCAAGUAGACCUUCAGCGAAAUAAGUCGUCCUUGUGAAGAAUACUUAUUUGACGAGGGAGAAAGAGAAUAAAUAUCGGGAGGAGUACGCGCAAAUGGUGCAAGCGGAUGUUAAUAUAAGAAACUAUGCCGUUUGUCGUAACACCGUCUCGUA
Dinoponera quadriceps is the source of this 1532-nucleotide messenger RNA. RefSeq names its product phospholipase B1, membrane-associated-like. Gene Ontology annotation, molecular function: glycerophospholipase activity. Gene Ontology annotation, biological process: phospholipid metabolic process. NCBI's taxonomy places the organism in Eukaryota, Metazoa, Arthropoda, Insecta, Hymenoptera, Formicidae. The transcript has 8 exons. The record is from RefSeq and is a predicted model, not a curated record. The coding region runs from base 128 to 1417 and encodes 429 amino acids.